Molecule: messenger RNA, 3414 nt
Organism: Podarcis raffonei (Aeolian wall lizard)
Lineage: Eukaryota; Metazoa; Chordata; Lepidosauria; Squamata; Lacertidae
Gene: TGOLN2
Product: trans-golgi network protein 2
Exons: 4
Coding region: 44-1261 (405 amino acids)
Cellular component (GO): endosome; trans-Golgi network; trans-Golgi network transport vesicle
Source: RefSeq, a predicted model, not a curated record
CCGUUUCCUUGACCAGAAGCGGAAGGAACCCUUUCAGGCCGGCAUGGCGGCGGCGUGGCUGGGCUUCCUGCUCCUAUGCGGCCUGGUUGCCUUCGGCGCUUCGGCGCCGGUAGGCACAGAGAAGGAUGGCUCGGAGAAGGAACGGAUUCCUGACCCAGGGACUCGCACUGACAUUGCACUUCCUGGGCACCCCCAAGGUGAUGAGCCUCAUGCACAGUCUUCUCCCGAAAAGCCAAAAGCUGAUGAUACCGAUCAAUCUCCCCAACAGGCAGCUGCCCCUGGAAGCUCCAAAGGUGAUGAGUCUCAUGCACAGUCUUCUCACGAUAAGCCAAAAGCUGAUGAUACCGAUCAAUCUCCCCAACAGGCAGCUGCCCCUGGAAGCUCCCACGGUGUUGAGUCUCAUGCACAGUCUUCUCCCAAUAAGCCAAAAGCUGAUGAUACCGAUCGACCUCCCCACCAGGCAGGUGCCUCUGGAAGCUCCCACGGUGUUGAGUCUCAUGCACAGUCUUCUCCUGAUAAACCAAAAGCUGAUGAUUCCGAUCAGUCUCCCCAACAGGCAGCUGCCUCUGGAAGCUCCAAAGGUGAUGAGUCUCAUGCACAGUCUUCUCCCGAUAAGCCAGAAGCUGUUGAUUCCGAUCGACCUCCCCAACAGGCAGGUGUCCCUGGAAGCUCCAAAGGUGAUGAAUCUCAUGCAGAGUCUUCUCCCGAUAAGCCAAAAGCUGUUGAUUCCGAUCAGUCUCCCCAACAGGCAGGUGUCCCUGGAAGCUCCAAAGGUGAUGAAUCUCAUGCACAGUCUUCUCCUGAUAAGCCAAAAGCUGUUGAUUCCGAUCAGUCUCCCCAACAGGCAGGUGUCCCUGGAAGCUCCAAAGGUGAUGAAUCUCAUGCACAGUCUUUUCCCGAUAAGCCAAAAGCUGUUGAUUCAGAUCAACCUCCCCAAGAGCCAGAUGCCCCUGGAAACUUUCAAGAUGAUCAGUCUGAAGAAGAUCAAGAGGACGACAAAGAAGGUGGAGAGGGGACUCUUGAAGACACCCAGCCUAAGCAUGAUAUGGGGAACUCCCGGGCUAGUCCAACGCCCAAGAAUGGACCUGAAAACAGCCACUUCUUUGCCUAUUUGGUGACCACAGCCAUUGUUGUUGCUGCCUUAUAUAUUGCUUACCACAAUAAACGAAAGAUUAUUGCCUUUGCUCUCGAAGGGAAAAAAUCGAAGCUAACCCGAAGACCCAAAUCCAGUGACUAUCAGCUACUGGAACCAAAGAUCUAGAGCAAACCCAGAAAUUCUUACGUGAUGCUGUGUUGAAUAAAAAAAACCUUGUUCCCAGUAUGGGCACACACAAAACAUGGAGGAAGUCUUGCCUUCCGUCAUGAAUGAGUACAGCCCUGAAGCCUAUCAGCUCUGCUGUUGUGCCCCGGGGGAGGGAGGAGCAAGAAGUGCUUUUUCUUGUGCACGUGCACUUUGGAAAUGAUUAUGCCUCAGUCUUUCUAUCCUGUGUUUGUACACCUUUUGGCUACUUGAAGUUGAACUGUGUCCCCCCAUACUGCAACAGAAGAGCCCAAAGGGGAUAGUGUGUGUGUGUGUGUGUACAUCUCUCCAAAUGAUGUGGUAUAUGAUUUCUACUGUGUCAAAGGGCUGGAUUUAGGAGGCACUGUGUCUAUUGAAUGCACAGCUUGACUUCCUCGCCUCCUGGCUUCCUGGCAUUUUCAUAAUAAUUGACCUGGUGAGUUUGUAGUUGACUUUGAUGAAGGCUGUCGACUGCUGUCCAUGGUAUUGAACCAGAAGUUCCCUUUGUGCUCCAUUGAGGUAGCUGAGGCAUGUUUUGCCACACAGACCAUUUGGACGUCUUCUGUUGGUAGAUGGCAAUUUUGAGAAAUAAUUAUUCAACAACAAAACUGCUUGAGAUGUCAGAAUACGUGAAAAGGCAGGAUCAUCAUGCUCAGCUUGUACUUCCUAAUUCUUGAUUGAUUUGGCAUAUUUCUGAUUCACUAGAGACUAAACGUCAAAUGAUCAGGAAGCUACUGGUAUAAAAGACUUUGGUUUGGGGGUGUUUGAAUCCCUUUCCUCCCCUCACUCUGUGCCAAACUUCUUAGAGAAGAAUCUUGAUUGAUUGGUAAAUCGAUAGUGCCAUAUCCCCAUUCUAAAAUGUCACAGGAGGAUGGCAGUUGUGUCCGGGGCUGUUCCAAUCACCGAAGGCCACAAAUAAUUUAAAGAUUAUAUACCCUUGGCUGAUCAUUUUCAAGGAAAAUAAAACUGUAAAUAUUUUCUGUUUGUUGUGACAAAUGCACUGUCUUAGCACUUAAGAGACCCUCGCUUCUAAAAACCAAGAAUUUAAUUGCUUGUUACAUAAGUCUAAAAGUGUUUCUUCACUUCAGAAACCUAAUUUGAGGCACUGCUUCUUAAUUGGGAAGAGCACUUGUGUAAAAUAGAUCACCAAUGCACCACUGAAAAUAGUAGUUCAUGAGUGUGUGUAUGUGUAAUUGCAUAGCAGUGCUGUUUUCUUUCCUAAAUCUGAAUUUCUGGUAAUUCCACAGAGCAGGUUGUAAUGCACAACAGCCUGUUCUACAUAAUGUGAGUUUAGGUUUGGUGGCUUUCACCACACUGCAAGUAUUCUUUUAGGCUGAUUUUAUUUUUAUUCACCACGAGGAAGUGGAAAUGAAAUGUGAAUGAGAAAGUAAUUUUGAUGUUUACCUGAGGUUGCAUUUUGUCUUGUGUAUUUCCGGUCAAAAUCCUUUGCUUUCUCAAAUGGAAUGAAACCUGUUCAGCCACAAGUUGUCAUUAAACCUCUCCGAAGGACAGUGGUGGCCCCCAUCCUUUCUGCAGUUCCUUUCAACCGAUUCUGCCUGCUGAAAUGAAGCCAGUUCGUGGCAUGGAGUGCACUUCAGAUGGAGCUAUUGCAUUUUUGAAUGCUCUUCUGCGGGAAACUUGCUUAUCUGGUUGUCUACUGCGCAGUUAUAAAUUUGCAGGCCAUUAUGAGCACAGGGGAACCUUCAAACCCGAUUCUCUCCUUGCAACCCCCCAGCAGCCUGAUGUGGUGCAGUUCAAUUCCACCACAUCAUUCUGCCGCAUGGGUAGACCAGACCCAAGCCACUUUGCCCUGAAUCUUUGCUAUCUCAUGGAAGUCCAUGGGCCAGCUGUAGACCAUUUGGUUUUUAAGUAGAUAAGAAACACGCAACAAAUGGAGAGGACGGGUAUUGCAUGUCCCCACCGCCAACUGGCCAGUAAAUGACCUCUUGGUUUGCAACCAGCAGAUGAAGUUCCUCUUCUGGCACAUAGUGUAAAUUUCUGGAGUGCAGUAGGAUUUCUUGCUCCGAGCUGUUGGUGAAUAAGGACUGGUGGGUGGAUUCUGUCAUUGUGCUUGUUUCUAUAAUUCUAAAAGAAAACUGGGAAUGUUCCCACCCCCCUUCAUAUAUUUUGUGGUA